AUGCCGUGCGGGUCCCAAGCGGCCUGCGAAGGUUGCUCCUGCAGCGCCAGCAAUGGCACCCCCGCACCUGUCAACAUCGAGGACUGCGAGUCCGAGCUGCUGGCGCUUCGCAAGCGGACCAUGGAGCUGGAGAAGACGUUAGCGACGAUGACCAAGGGCGGUGGUGGUGGUGCGGGCGGCCCCAAGCGGGGUCGGAGACUACGCUCCGCGGACUGGUUCCGGUGCGAAGAGGACCCGGGCAUGAUGGCGCUGUACAUCGAGCGCUAUCUCAACUACGGGAUGACUCGCGAAGAGUUGAUGUCCGGCAAGCCCAUCAUUGGCAUUGCGCAGACGGGGUCGGACUUGGCCCCUUGCAAUCGGCACCACCUGGAACUCGCGAAGCGGGUUCGGGAGGGGAUCAGAUCGGCGGGGGGCAUUGCGUUCGAGUUUCCCACCCACCCCAUCCAGGAGACGAGUCGACGCCCCACGGCGUGCAUUGAUCGCAAUCUGUCGUAUCUGAGCCUCGUGGAGGUCCUGCAUGGGUAUUUCUUGGAUGGGGUGGUGAUGCUCACGGGCUGUGACAAGACGACCCCCGCGUGCUUGAUGGCGGCUGCUACUGUGAAUAUCCCAGCCAUCUGUAUGAAUGUCGGCCCCAUGCUCAAUGGGUAUGUCAAGAACGAGCUGGCGGGUUCGGGCAUGGUGGUCUGGAAGGGCAGGGAGAAGUAUGCCGCCGGGGAGAUCAACACAGAACAAUUUGUGGACUAUAUCUCUCGAGGAACACCGUCCGCGGGACACUGCAACACAAUGGGCACGGCGUCGACGAUGAACGCCUUGGCUGAAGCCUUGGGCAUGGCGCUGCCUGGCUCAGCCGCCAUUCCUGCUCCUUAUCGCGAGCGAAGCCAAUGCGCAUAUGAGACUGGCGUCCGAAUAGUAGAGAUGGUUCAUUCCGAUCGCAAACCGAGCGACAUCAUGACGAGGGAAGCUUUUGAAAACGUGAUAGCGGUGAACACGGCCAUUGGGGGUAGCACCAAUGCUCCCAUCCACAUCAACGCCAUUGCAAAACACAUAGGGGUUGACCUUUCCCUUGAUGACUGGGAUCGUCUAGGGUUCCAUAUCCCCCUCCUCCUGAACAUGCAGCCUGCGGGGGAGCUGCUGGGCGAAGAAUAUUACCGUGCAGGCGGACUGCCCGCGAUCAUGGCCGAACUGCUGGACGCAGGGAAGCUGAACGCAGAAGCCAUCACAUGCAAUGGUCAUACAGUAGCGGAGAAUGUGCGGGGGAAACACACCUGGGACCGUCGGACGAUCCAGGCUUAUGACGACCCGAUCCUUCAAGAUGCCGGGUUUCUCCACCUGCAGGGUACGCUGUUCGAGUCGGCCAUCAUGAAGACCUGUGUGAUAUCGGAUCAAUUCAGGAAGAGCUUUCUGGAGAACCCCACCGACCCCAAUGCUUUUGAGGGGGCGGUGGUGGUAUUCGACGGACCCGAAGACUACCAUCAUCGGCUGGAAGACCCUGCAACCCCCAUAACCGACAAGAGUAUUCUGGUGAUGCGCGGGGCUGGACCGCUCGGUUACCCCGGUGCAGCAGAGGUGGUCAACAUGCAUCCUCCGGGGAACCUUUUGCGACAAGGAGUCAAAUCGCUCCCUUGCAUUGGCGACGGGCGACAAUCGGGUACCUCCGGAUCUCCGUCGAUUCUGAACGCGAGCCCCGAGGCAGCUGCAGGGGGGAAUCUGGCCAUCCUGAAGGAUGGCGAUCAGCUGCGUGUUGACCUCAACCAACGCCGGGUAGAUAUUCUCGUUUCAGCCGAGGAACUGCAAAGACGUCGGGACGAACUCGAGGCCAACGGAGGAUACGGGGUACCGGAAAGUCAGACUCCAUGGCAAGAGUUAUUCCGCAAAGAGACGGGGCAGCUGAACGAAGGGAUGGUUCUUCGCGGAGCAGUCAAGUUUCAACGCUUGGCCCAGCGUUAUGGGGCACCGAGACAUAACCAUUGA
Molecule: messenger RNA, 1971 nt
Organism: Aspergillus aculeatinus CBS 121060
Lineage: Eukaryota; Fungi; Ascomycota; Eurotiomycetes; Eurotiales; Aspergillaceae
Product: IlvD/Edd family dehydratase
Exons: 3
Coding region: 1-1971 (656 amino acids)
Molecular function (GO): hydro-lyase activity
Source: RefSeq, a predicted model, not a curated record